This is a messenger RNA of Owenia fusiformis, 2278 nucleotides long. NCBI's taxonomy places the organism in Eukaryota, Metazoa, Annelida, Polychaeta, Sabellida, Oweniidae. The record is from the annotation of a GenBank genome assembly.
UAGUGAGACCUCAGAAUGGCGGAUAUAUUUACUUCUGGAUUCUCUUCAAUCUUUUCUUUAUUACAAGAGAACUGCAUGGUUAUAUUUGUUGUCAGUUUGUUAUUAGUUGUGUAUUAUAUUCAAAAACAACUUGGAAUUAUUUAUCAACUGUUUCAUAAGGCAGAAGAGCAUUCUACUAGGCAUGGGGGAGAGUUGGUAGCCGAUGUGCUAAAGGCCCAUGGUGUGAAAUAUGUUUUCACUUUAGUAGGAGGUCACAUUUCUCCAAUCUUGGUGGCUUGUGAGAAGCUGGGCAUCAGAGUUGUUGACACAAGACAUGAGGUGACGACAGUGUUUGCUGCAGAUGCGGUGGCCAGACUAUCAGGAACUGUUGGGGUAGCUGCUGUCACUGCUGGACCAGGUCUAACCAACACAGUGACUGCAGUGAAGAAUGCCCAGAUGGCCGAGUCUCCACUGUUGCUUAUAGGUGGAGCUGCUGCUACACUAUUGAAGGGUCGGGGAGCACUGCAAGACAUUGACCAGAUGUCCCUAUUUAAACCCCUGUGCAAGUACUGUGCCACUAUAAACAGGGUCAGAGAUAUAGUGCCCACUGUGAAGAAAGCUUUACAGAUGGCCCAGUCAGGAACACCAGGGCCAGUAUUUAUUGAGUUCCCCAUAGAUACCCUAUAUCCCUACUCUAUGGUGAAGAAGGAGAUUGGAAUGAAAGGUUCUUCAAAAGGCUUUGUGCAGAACGUAAUACAAUGGUAUCUUCAGAAUCACUUGAAUAACCUGUUUGCUGGAGCAUGGGAGCCACAGAACAACAACCCUCUGCCUGUAGAGAGACCCAUGCCCUCAGACUCUCAAAUUCAACAAUGUGUGGAGCUAGUCUCUCGGGCCAAGAAACCAGUAUUUGUACUUGGAAGCCAGUCAACCCUUCCCCCAGUGAAAGUGGAACGUUUGAAAGAAGCACUUGAGUCUAUGGGUAUCCCAUGUUUCCUGGGUGGUAUGUCGAGAGGUCUGCUGGGACGUAACAGCCCCAUACAUAUUCGCCAACGUCGUGGGGAUGCACUCAAGGAGGCAGAUGUUGUCAUUCUAGCAGGUUCAGUGGCAGACUUCAGAUUGGGAUAUGGAAGAACCCUCAGUCGUAAAUCCAAGAUCAUUGCAGUAAAUAGAAGCUAUGAGCAGCUCUAUAAGAAUUCUGAUAUGUUUUGGAAACCACACAUUGCCAUCCAGGCAGAUGCUGGCAGUUUCAUUGUAGGCCUGCAACAGGGCCUUAAAGGGUAUACAUGUAAUAAGGAGUGGCCACAGACACUUAAAGACAGAGACAAUGUAAAGGAAAAAGCUAACAGUGAAAAAGCACAGCAGAAAACUGAGUUCCACCUGAACCCGCUAAGUGUGCUCCACAAGUUGGAAGACAUUAUGGAUGAUGACAGUAUUAUAGUAGCUGAUGGUGGAGACUUUGUUGGGAGUGCUGCCUACAUCUUGAGACCAAGAGGACCUCUUCGCUGGCUUGACCCUGGUGCAUUUGGUACCCUUGGGGUGGGAGGAGGCUUUGCCCUUGGUGCCAAACUGUGCAGACCUGAUACUGAGGUGUGGAUUGUCUAUGGAGAUGGCUCUUUGGGAUACAGUGUGGCAGAGUUUGAUACUUUUACCAGGCACAAGACUCCAGUAAUUGCACUGGUGGGUAAUGAUGCUUGCUGGACACAGAUAGCUCGGGAACAGGUGCCCAUGUUUGGAACCAAUGUUGCUUGUGGUCUGGAGUAUACUGACUACCAAGAUGUGGCAAUUGGAUACGGAGGCAAGGGGAUGAAGUUAAUGAGAGAAGAUGAUGAGAAAAUUGAAGAAAAGCUCAAAGAAGCUCAAAAAAUUGCCAAGAGUGGCGACAGUGUCCUAGUUAAUGUCCUUAUUGGGAAAACAAACUUCCGAGAAGGGAGUAUAUCUGUGUAAUCCCAAUGUCGGAGCGAUACUUCAUGACAUGGUUUGUUCUAUGAAUAGAUCAGGACUUAUUUCUCUGUAAAGAAUAAGUGGAAUAUAUACCUGUUGUUGUGCUUAGAGAAAUGUUGAUCUCUUAUUUGCCAUACAAUACCAGAUUAUCUUUGGAUUGCAGUUCAGUGAUGCUACUGACUUUAUUUACUUAAUUACAACACUGGUUUGUGGAACAUUCCAUUACAAAGAAAACAAAAAUAACUGACUAGAUGCGAGUAGAAAUAACUUGAUUUACCUCAUUAAAUAUUCAAUGUUCAAUCAAAGUGAUGUCAUAUUUAAAAUCUACAUGUAAAAGUACAUCUGGAAAUAUACUUUC